Molecule: messenger RNA, 622 nt
Organism: Argentina anserina (silverweed cinquefoil)
Lineage: Eukaryota; Viridiplantae; Streptophyta; Magnoliopsida; Rosales; Rosaceae
Exons: 4
Coding region: 116-361 (81 amino acids)
Cellular component (GO): chloroplast
Source: RefSeq, a predicted model, not a curated record
CAGAAAGAGUAAAACAGUGGGCGCAUAAACCCGGGAGAAGAGAGAGACCAUACACGACCCGAUUCUGGUAUUGAAGCGAAGAACCUGAACCAACCCUCUCUUCAGAUCUCAAGCCAUGGCCACCUGGCCCUCCUCUUCUAAUCCUGCUAAUCAGGAGGCAGUUCAAAUAAGGAGGAGAAACAAGUCGGAUCAAAUUAAGUUCUUGAUUCCUCUCAUCUACGCCCCUGUUCUUCCUCUCAUUCGACUCACACUAAGGAAACAGCCAGUUUUACGGGAUCGUUUGUUUUUUGGUGUGUUGAUUGGAGCAUUUGCUCAUGGAACUUAUUUGGUGACGGAUCUUUAUGAUGCUGAGAGCAAGUAAAUUUGCAGAGCAUAGUCUGAGAUAUGAGGUAGCUCAGAUCUCUUCAAUAACUUUGAAUUAGUUUGUGGAUUCUUUGCAGCUCAAUGCUUCUACAGCUCCCAGAGUAUACUAAAACAGUUUUGAUAUGGUCUCAUGAUUUCCAAAUUGUAUCCAGUUAUUUAAAUAAUCAACAGUACAUUUCAUUUCCUUUUCACUGGCUCCCAACAAGUUUUCAAGAUUGAUUAACUGAUUACAAUAAACACAUUGAGGCUGUUCUGUUUA